Cladophialophora psammophila CBS 110553 is the source of this 726-nucleotide messenger RNA. Its product is annotated as acetyltransferase. Lineage: Eukaryota; Fungi; Ascomycota; Eurotiomycetes; Chaetothyriales; Herpotrichiellaceae. The coding region runs from base 1 to 726 and encodes 241 amino acids. Gene Ontology annotation, molecular function: protein N-terminal-serine acetyltransferase activity; protein-N-terminal-alanine acetyltransferase activity. The record is from RefSeq and is a predicted model, not a curated record. The transcript has a single exon.
AUGCGGCAGAGGAUCGGCUCCCAGGUCUCUUCUGCUCCAGGCUCACGGCCUUCCCGCGUCACCUUGACUGCGACAACUGUUGUAGUGGAACCACUCACGCCAUCCCACGCCACUGAUCUUUACGACAGUGUGAAAGGCGACAGCAAUAACCAUCUCUGGACCUACCUAUUCGACAACCCUUUCGCAUCACUCGCGGCCUUCCAGGAAGCCGUCACUGCAAAAUCUCACUCCGAGGAUCCCAUCUUCUUCGCCAUCGUUGAUAAGAAAAGCGCAAAACCAGUAGGCUGGAUAAGCCUCAUGCGCAUCGACACGCGACACCGCGUUGUGGAAGUCGGAAACAUCCUCUUCUCACCGCUAUUACAACGGACGAAGGUAGCUACCGAGGCAAUGUAUCUACUGGCCAAAUAUGUCUUUGAGACUCUGCAAUAUCGACGGUACGAGUGGAAAUGCGACAACCUGAACGCCCCAUCCCAGAGAGCGGCGAUAAGGUUCGGGUUCAUGUUUGAAGGUGUGUUCAGAAAGCACAUGAUCUACAAAGGGAGGUCCAGGAACACAUGUUGGUUUUCCAUGGUCGACGACGACUGGUUUGAGGGAGGUGUGAAACGGGGAUUUGAAGACUGGUUGGACGAGGGCAACUUUGAUGAAGACGGGAAGCAGAGGAGGAGGCUGGAGGAUGUGAGAAGGGAGCUGAAGGGGCAGAAGGGUCCUGUGGUAUUGGAGCUCUAA